This is a messenger RNA of Penicillium expansum, 1887 nucleotides long. RefSeq lists its product as uncharacterized. The transcript is spliced from 2 exons. Lineage: Eukaryota; Fungi; Ascomycota; Eurotiomycetes; Eurotiales; Aspergillaceae. The record is from RefSeq and is a predicted model, not a curated record. The coding region runs from base 1 to 1887 and encodes 628 amino acids.
AUGGAUAAGCUUCCACCGGAAAUUCUUCCGCUGAUUUUUGCGGAAAUUUGGGAUCUGUACCCUGAAAGUCUACGAGGCUUGAAUACAGUCAAUAGAAUAUUCUACGACACGGCUGCGCAUUUUCUAUAUGAAACUCUUACUGUUCGGUUUCAAAGUAAUCAGGAGUAUGAGCAAGCCGUUGCGAAUGUGUUGACUCUCCCAACCAAUGCCAACUGGUACAAGCACACCCGGCGGCUUGACAUUGUCUGUGGGCCAAGAGGGUUGCAGCUGAGCUCCAACCGCAAGAAAGCGAUGGGUGAAAUUCCCAUUCCAGAAGAUUAUCUCAAUUUCGGCCUGGUGACAAAAGCCCUGCCGGAGUGUGAUGACUUUGCUAUUCCGAAGUGGGAACUGCUAGUCUCAUUGCUUGCCAAGAUACAGCAUCUAGUGGAACUUAACUACGCGGUUGCGAAUAUGUUUCCACAAGCCUUACUGGAAACCUUGCAUCAGCACCAUCCAGCAUGCAAACUCAACAUUCACGACUUUCAACUCUCAUAUCUCUUCUCGAAGAAGUCCGAUGAUGCUUGCGAGAUGGAUCUUAUCCAGUCCCCGUGUCUCCAUGGAAUUCGUUUUACCCACUGGCGCGAAAGCGGGUAUACCAGACAGGAGGAGUUAGCUGCCGAAAAAAUCUACAAGAUUAUGUCUAUCGCUCCUAAUCUCAAACAUUUCUAUGUUGACAUUCAGCCGCCGGACCCGUUGGACUAUCGUCUUUCCAAGGCCAUUGCCAAAGGACAAGGGCUUGAUUCAUCAACUAUGCCUUUCAAGAUGGGCGAACUGCAGUCACUAUCAUUACGAUUCAGGUUGUCAAAAGAGAAGGUCCUUCAAGAAGCGAGUCGACAUACAGACUUUUCUAAACUACAGUCACUUGAUCUGGAUUUUGUUACAGACGAUGAAAUUCCAAGGGCAAUUGCCUCGACAUAUUCUUUCCGUAACUUGCGGAACCUAUCUAUCUUCAUUGUCAUCUCAUUGAGUAAAGAAGCAACGCAGCUGAUGUUUGACUCAAUCAAUCCAUUGACUUAUUUGGAGAUCAAAAGUUAUUUGAAUUCCAGUCCCAUUGAGAAGAUUCUUAUGCGUCACGGUCCGACGUUGCAAGGGUUGGUGCUUCUUCUCGCACCCGGCCGUAAUCGCCCGGGGACUCCGAUGCCAAACGGGGGUUUCGCGGAACAGGUGUUGAGAUACGCUGAGCUCUGUCCCCGUUUACGGAACUUGCACAUUGAAACCCACCGCACAGUCGGAAAUGAAGAUGAAAUACGGCUUUAUGAAGCUUAUGGACAAUUCCCUUCCCUGGAAUCCCUCAUCCUGGAUAUGGAAUGCACUGUCUUCCCCGAUCCAUCAAAUGAUUCAAGGCUUGUUGAGACGCCCGAGGUGGUUAAAACAGCAUUCAACCUAAUACUUGAUCCAGCUCUAUGCCUUGCAAUAUGGGAUAGAAUUGCAUCAACCCAGAAAUCCGGCCGGCUACGAAAAUUAGAGCUUUAUCCCCACUCUCGCCGCAGCCUAGAUAGGGGCGCUAUUUCCAAUUCGCUCAGUAUUGUGACUAGUCUGAAACGAGCAUAUCUUGUGCGACGAAGGAUCUUUGACAAACAAGAGCUCCCUAUUAUCGUUGAAAUCAACGUGACAGGUUGUUUGCCGAAGGGCCCUCUUAGGCGUCCUGGGUGGUUCGAGGCAGUGCCCCAACUUGACUACGCAUUUGGACGCGAUAAGCAUCAAUUCUAUAAAACUUGGCGGUCUAAAUGGUUGAUGCUUCCGCUGCAAAGACUUGCUGUUGAUCUUUUGGCCAACAGGCGUAAGAGGACCCGUGAGGGUGGGGAUGGUGGGCGUGAGAUGAAGCUAGCUCGUACCACUGCGCAGUGA